Messenger RNA from Gallus gallus (chicken), 2832 nucleotides. RefSeq names its product complement component 4 binding protein, secretory (gene C4BPS). The coding region runs from base 137 to 2278 and encodes 713 amino acids. The transcript is spliced from 14 exons. The record is from RefSeq and is a predicted model, not a curated record. Lineage: Eukaryota; Metazoa; Chordata; Aves; Galliformes; Phasianidae. Gene Ontology annotation, biological process: negative regulation of complement activation, classical pathway.
ACAGCAGGGCUGUGUCAGUGCCAUUGGAUGUACCCAUCACUGCCUGCAGAGCCCAGUCCAGUGCCAUCCCCUGCAAAGCCCAGGUAAGAUAUUUGGUGUAGAAAAAGCAUGCUGUGACAUCUGCAACGUGGUCAGGAUGAGGAUGGUGUCAGCUCUGGGGUCAGCGAGACCAAGGGACCGUGCUGCUGUCCUGGUGCUGCUCCUCACUGCUGCCCUGGUGGUGGGCACCCAGGGUGCCUGCAGUGCUCCGCCACGGUUCUCAUUUGCAGAACUGAAGGAGGGCUACCUUCACAACAGGACGUUUUCCACCUCUGAUGUGGUGGAAUACAACUGUCGGCCGGGCUACAUGAGAAAUACCAUGGCCCGGAACACUUUCAUUUGUGAAAAGAACAGGUGGAAAGGAUCGAGCAACUUCUGCUUACCAAGACCCUGCAGUUACCCAGGAGAGCCGAUGAAUGGCCGGCUUGUGGAAGCAGAGCAGUUCACCUUCGGGUCCACAGCAAACUACAGCUGUGACACUGGGUACAGACUGAUUGGAAAUUCCCAGAUCAGGUGUGUGAUUAAAGAUGGGCACGUUGCUUGGGAUGGAGAUGUUCCCACUUGUGAACCAAUUCCAUGUUUACCCCCACCCGUAAUAGCAAACGGAGAGCACAACGGAGGCCACAUCGAGCUCUUCACUUACGGAGCUUCUGUCACCUACCACUGCCACGCUGACAUCAGGGGGAGGAAGCAUUUCUCACUGGUGGGGGAUGCCUCUAUUUUCUGUACGACCAUCGACAAUGUGAACGGCGUCUGGAACAAGCCAGCCCCGGAGUGCAAAGAGGUGAGCUGCAGGGAGCCCCAUGUGGAGCACGGCAGGCUGCAGAGCAGGUACAGAGCUGAGUACACCUACGGCGACACCAUCAUCUUCGACUGUGAAUUCCGCUACGCGCUGCUGGGCAGCGACACGGCCACGUGCCAGGAGGAUGGCAGCUGGGAUCCACCACCACCACAAUGCCAGCGCAGCAGCUGUGAUGACCCUCCUGACGUGCAGAAUGCUGUUAAAGCAAGACUUGCGGGCAAUUUAUUUCCUAUUGAGACUGUCAUCACUUAUGAGUGCAAGACGGGCUAUGAGUUCAGCCCUGGAGUAGUGAUGGAACACAUCAGUUGUCAGCCAGACUAUACAUGGACUGAAGUUCCACCGCCCUGUAAAAGAAUUAGUUGCCCAAAUCCAGCUACCAAGACGGGAAUGCAAAUAAGCUUCUGGGACAGAAAAGACACAUAUGUGUUUGGAGACAGAGUCCGAAUUAUUUGUGACCCUGGCUAUGUUUUCAAGGAUCGUGAUGAUCAUGUCAUGCUUCAGUGCACAAACAAUGGCACAUGGAACCGGGCAGCACCAGAGUGCAUUCCAGAACCUCAUUGCCCAAAGCCUGCCGUUGACCACGGAAGAGAGGCUUAUAACAGCAAAAAUGAUUACACAGUUGGGACUAAAGUGAGGAUAGAGUGUGAUGAAGGCUACACGCUCAGUACCCAACAGUUGGUCACAUGCCAGGCUGAUGGGAACUGGUUUCCCUCGUUACCCUACUGUCAGAAAGCCUGCGGCCCUCCUCCACAAAGCACCAGUGGGCUGAACGUCAACGCAACAUCAUCAUCCUUCCCAUAUGGCUACAGAGUGGAAUAUAGUUGUGCUGCUGGGCUGUCCCUCAUCGGGGAUGAAUCCCUCUACUGCACCUCCGAAGAUGGAGUGAACCUGGAAUGGAGUGGCCCUGCCCCGGAGUGCAGGGUGGUUCACUGCCCCAAGCCCGUGGUUGAGAAUGGAGAGAUGGUUACGCUGAGGCACACAUUCCCCUAUGGGACAUCUGUGAGCUUCUACUGCAAGGAGGGCUUCAUGCUGCGCGGCAGUGCUGAGAGCCGCUGCGUGGCUGAUGGCACCUGGCAGCCAGCCCUGCCCAAAUGCCAGCCAGUUAAGUGUCGUGCACCAACGAGCAAGGAGAACCUACAAUUUUUCCCUGUGAAGGGGGAGUACGAGUUUAAGGAAUCUCUGUACUUCUCCUGCAAGCUUAACAACAAUGCAGCAGACAGGGCAUUAACCACCUGCUCUACUAACGGCUCCUGGAUGCCACCACCCAACUGUAAAACAUUUUACGUACGCAAGAAGAUUGAUCAAAUAAAGGAAACUUUUGAUUGCGGAUUGCCUCUGGCAGAACUGAGAACUCUGCUGGAAGUACAGAAGCUCUACCUGGAGAUCCAGAAGCUGGAGAAGGAGCUGGGAGCCAAAGGAGGCCGCUGGUGGCCGUGACUGGUAUUGUGGUGGGCAUAGCAGUCAGUGAAGGAACAGAUUUGCAUCAUAGGAGGAAUCGGAGUCCUUUGGCUCAUUCGGGCAGAGCUCGCUGCGUUAGGUUUGUGCAUCACUUUAUGCCUUUUAAAGCUUUACAUUUAGGUCUGCUAUCCUGAGAGGUGUGCGGUCCGGAAGGAACGGAUCUGAGAGUAAAUUGUCCGAGUCACACACGUGUAUGGAGAGCCACCAGUCACCAUUUCCAGCUGCAGACCCAUUCGGCCCAUCGCUGCGUGCCAACAAGCAUUAACAGCCUAAUAAUUAGCCACAGCCUCCAGAGCUACUUGGUACAAUGGAGAGAUCCUGCAGGCAAAACUGAACGCCAGCUUUUCCUCCCGAGUUCUGAUCUGUCCACACCUCUGUGUGCCCCCUGCAUGGAAAGAAAACUGGAAGGAAAGAAGUGGCCAAAUUAUUUCUGCAGUGUCCAGGGAAGGGGAAGUGCUCUGCUAACUCAUACUGUGUGACCAGACCGGUGUUCCUCCGCUGCUGCAUUAUAAUAAAGCUGCAGUUCUAAUGAC